Molecule: messenger RNA, 2723 nt
Organism: Pundamilia nyererei
Lineage: Eukaryota; Metazoa; Chordata; Actinopteri; Cichliformes; Cichlidae
Product: protocadherin alpha-C2-like
Exons: 3
Coding region: 145-2589 (814 amino acids)
Biological process (GO): homophilic cell-cell adhesion
Cellular component (GO): plasma membrane
Molecular function (GO): calcium ion binding
Source: RefSeq, a predicted model, not a curated record
UAAAUGGCCUGCUGCAGCUACAGCUACAAGUCGUGGAGGCAAGAAUGACACCGGCGCUCCCCUACAUCAAGACAACUUGAGCGUAAGAACGGAUUUGUUUCAUUAAUUCCUUUAAAAUAAUAAUAAGAUAUAUACCAAAACACGAUGGCGCUCAUCCCUGCAUCUUUACGGACACGGUUAGUGGUGGGUGUUUUUUCGUUCUUUGCAAUGUGGGGAUUUGCGCUCUCCAUCACUCGGUACUCUAUUCCGGAGGAAAUGGAAGAGGGUUCCUUUGUUGCUAAUCUGGCCACAGAUUUGGGUCUGGAUAUUCGCAGUUUGGAGGAGCGCAAAGCAAAACUCGAUGUCAUUCACAGUAAAAAUUACCUCGACAUCAACAAAGAUACAGGGGAGCUGGUUAUCCGCGAGAAGAUAGACCGGGAAAGCAUAUGCAUGACUAAAACAACCUCGUGUUUUCUGAAAAUGGAUGUCAUACUUUCAAGCCCGGUUCGCAUUUUUAACAUCGAGCUGGAAAUUAUGGACAUAAAUGACAACGCGCCGGUGUUUCGCAGAAAGACAAUGCACUUAGACAUUUCGGAGGCAACCCUUCCCGGUGAGAGAUUCUCACUGACAAACGCCGUGGAUGCGGAUGUGGGGGCGAAUUCAAUCAAGACCUACUAUCUCAGUGAAAGCAAAUACUUCAACAUCGACAUCCAGACCGGCAGCGAUGGCUCCAAAUAUGUCGAUUUAGUGCUUAGUGGUAAUUUGGACCGUGAGGAGCAUGCUGUUCACGAUUUAAUUCUAACCGCUGUGGAUGGAGGUGUGCCUCCUCGCUCCGGCACAGCCAGCAUCAUUAUUAACGUCCUGGAUAUCAACGACAACGCCCCCAUAUUCAGUCAGCCGGUAUAUGCAGUCAAUGUCUCGGAGAACUCGGCAGCAGGAACGGUGGUCAUGACCUUAAAUGCAACAGACUUAGACGAAGGCACAAACGCCCAGUUGGUAUACUCACACACACUGUACACAUCGGAGAAGACACAAGAGCUAUUCUCACUUGAUCCAAAUUCAGGUGAGAUCAAGGUGAAGGGGGUGAUCGAUUAUGAAGAGAGUCAGAGUUUUGAGAUGCACAUACAGGCACAGGACAGAGGGACGAACCCUCUGUCCGGACACUGUAAAGUCACAGUGUUUGUGACAGAUCUCAAUGAUAAUUACCCUGAAGUGACUAUCAAGUCUCUGAAAAGUUCGCUGACUGAGGAUGUCUCUGUAGGGACGCUGAUUGCAGUGGUCAGUGUGAGCGACAGGGACUCUGGAGCCAACGGAGAAGUGGAGCUCUCUCUAAAUAGGCAAGAAACGUUACCGUUUCGCUUAAGCAAGUCCUCUGAGGGUUACUUUGAAAUGCUAGUGUCAAAACCACUGGACAGAGAGGUAAUAAGCAAAUAUGACAUCAUACUGAGAGUGACAGACAAAGGUGUGCCACCCUUAUCGGAAAAUGAAACCAUCACUUUGGAGAUACUGGAUAUCAACGACAAUGCACCUACAUUCUCCCAGUCGUUCUACACAAUCCAUGUCAUGGAGAACAAUCCACCGGGGGCAUUAUUGACAUCUCUGAGCGCAUUUGACCCAGAUCUGAAUGAGAACCAGUACUUGGUUUAUUUCAUAAUGGAGAAAGAAAUCGUUAACACUUCUAUGUCGAUGUUGUUUUCCAUCAAUCCUGAGAAUGGUGAUCUUUAUGCCCUGAAGACCUUUGAUUAUGAGAGAGAAAGGGACUUUCUUUUCCACAUUGAGGCAAGAGACUCUGGUGUUCCCCCGCUGAGCACCAAUUGUACCGUACAUAUUAUUAUUCUGGAUCAAAAUGACAACACCCCUCUCAUAGUGUCACCUUGGCGCGCACAGGGCUCUGUUGUAGAGGAGGUGAUACCGAGGUCGACUGAUAAGGGACAUUUGGUGGCCAAAGUGAUCGCCAUUGAUGCAGACUCUGAGCAGAACGCCAGAGUCACAUAUCAGCUACUUCAGAUCAGUGAUUCAACCCUCUUUAGCCUGGAUCAGUACAACGGUGAGAUCCGGACAACAAGGAUGUUUAGUUACAGAGAUCCAAGACAACAGAGGCUGGUAAUUGUUGCUAAAGACAAUGGUCAACCUUCUCUUUCUGCUACUGUCACCAUCAAGAUAUCAACAGUGGAACAUGCAAUGGCCUUUUCAGAAACUACAGAGCUUCCACUAGACUAUGACAUGUUCACUGACCUAAACCUCUAUUUAGUGAUCGGUUUAGGAGCUGUGUCCUUUCUGCUACUGAUAACCAUCUUAGUUAUUAUUGUGCUCAAGUGUCAAAAACCAAAGCCAAAGGCCAUCAAGAUCCCUCCAGCCAAUAGAAAUAGCGUGAUCAGCAGGAACAGCGUGAUCAGCCAGAGAAGCUCCACUAUCGCAGAUUCCACGCUGAUCUCCAGCGAUGCCUACUGGUACAGCUUGUUCCUCGCAGAGACCAGGAAGGGCAAAGUGGUCGUGAGACAGCCCAUAAUUCCCAAAGGAGCUGGGUAUUUUGUUUCCAGCAUACCCAGGAGCAUAGGGCCAAGUGAGACCACAGAUUCCAGAGCAUCAACACUGGAGUACUCAAAAUGAAAGGAAGUCCAUUCUACAACUGGAGCAGGGGCCCAGAAGAGAACUGCCAUGAUAUAAUCAUCUCUUCAUGGGAGUCUUUGGCUAAAAAAUCUUCCCUGUGACUCACAAAGAAGAUGUAAAAAAAAAAAAAAAAA